Messenger RNA from Toxotes jaculatrix (banded archerfish), 10003 nucleotides. Its product is annotated as PH and SEC7 domain-containing protein 1-like. The transcript is spliced from 17 exons. Gene Ontology annotation, molecular function: protein binding; phospholipid binding; guanyl-nucleotide exchange factor activity. NCBI's taxonomy places the organism in Eukaryota, Metazoa, Chordata, Actinopteri, Toxotidae. Gene Ontology annotation, biological process: regulation of ARF protein signal transduction. The record is from RefSeq and is a predicted model, not a curated record. The coding region runs from base 402 to 5348 and encodes 1648 amino acids.
GGAAGGAAGGAGGUGAAGAUGAGAGGGAAGGAAGAGGGAAUAAUAGAGAGGAUGAGACGAGAUAAACCAUGUGGGAGGUGUAAAUCCUGCAUGGACGAAGCGGCUGUGAGAGGAGGAGAGGUAUGAAGAAUAGGAAGCUGUUGCAGGUGUCCCACGGGCAUGUUUGUCCUCUGGCCGUUCCACCUGUGUGUCUCUGCUCUGCACACAGACUCUCUGGGAGGGAGAAGAAAGACCAUCUAAAAAUAAACUGACACGCACCACCAGCAGAAAAUCAAAAACCAAACCGACAAAUAAAAGAAGAAAAGAAGAAUCUCUCUUUGUUUUUGUGGCUUUCACUCUGUUUGACUCUCUCCCUGCUCCAUUUCUGUCUCUCUGUCCUCAUUACGCGCCCAGAGGAGGUCAUGUCCCAGUCUGGAAAAGUCCUUCAUCUGUAUGUGGAAGUGAGGUCUGCCCCAGAUCAGAAUGGAGGGAAAGGGGCAUUUGGAGAAAAGGGAGAAGGGAUUGCACAGGGGCGUUCGGUUCAGGACAGUCCUGCGGAGCUCCUGUCUCAGCUAGCGACCCAGACGACCUGCCAGCCGGUUACCAAGUCCUCCACAGCUCAUCGUGUGGUUCAGGACUGCACACACCGCAGCCAGUCUCCAUCUCGAAACACUGUCAGCUUUCAGCUCCAGCAGGCCAGCGGCUCACCGACCGUCAGCAAACGUUGGAGUUUACCCUGUGACGGAGUCUCUGCCGUCCACUCUUCGCCAGUGUCUUCUUCGGGAAAGGUCGCCAUCCCUCACACACCUCCCAGCUGUCAGAGGUUAAACGAGAAGGAAGUCAGCGACGGGAAGCGGUCUGUGGUCACCUUCAGUUACAUCGAGAAGUCCAAUGUGAGGACGGUGGACAGUCCACGCAACUCUGUGCGCGAGAGAGGGACCAGAGAGGAAAGAUCCACCCCCUCCCACUUUCGAAAACGGCUCAGCGACCCAGUUUGGUUUGGGAGUCCCGAUUCAUCGUGCAGCUCCAGUCCAAAGCUGACUUUCCGGUCACCAGGAAGUCACCAGCAGACGUUCUCUCCCAGCCUUCGCCAACCACCCUUAGACCCCAUCGGCAGGGCAGCUACCCAGAGGGCUGUGGAGGAGUUUGGCUCUCCUUUACUGAGGAUUAAACUGGCCCAUGCACUUGAGCACGCCUCAUUCUCACGCUACAACCAACAGCCGCGCUGUCAGUCCUGGGCUGGGUCUCCUGUUCAGCGUCAGAACAUCAGUGUAAACCCCAAAGACCACAUCACAGAUAGGAGCCAGGCUGUUUGUGGGCUACCUCGGAGCCCAGCGUCAGACCAGCUAUCCUCCCAGUCCAGGCAGUCUCCUCACUCAAGGCCUGGGUCCUGUGUGGAGACCCAGAGCCCUCCUCACUGGUCAGGUGAGGAGAGAGCCAUGGCGGGAAGCCCAGCCACCAAAAGACACGUUUGCAGGGCCUGUAGCAGGAGCACUUCACCGCAGGGAGCAAUCCACCAACUUGGCAAUAAUGUAGUCGAGGGCUUGAACCAGUUAAGUGACAGUAAAUCCUCCUCUCCAGCUCACAGUCCUGAAGUUGCCCGUAGGCUAGCAGAGGAGGCUACCAAAGUAUCUUCUAUUUUCACGGAGGCGAGAAGGUCCUCACUGCACAAUGCUUUAGGCGAGCUCGCAAGCAGCUCGGUCUCUGGAGAAACUCACAACUCGCCUCCAAAUGCACAACAGUGUAAGCAAACGCUUAAGAUGAACAUCCCUUUAAACGAGCAACACAUGCCAGCAACUGACAACACGGACUCUCACCAGCCUGAAAACUCUGUCCUGCAGUCGCAUUCACAUGAAACAAACUCCCAUACUAAUUAUGAGAGUCGCCAGGAGGACUGCGUCCAGAAAUCCCAGCAUCAGACCUCGGUUUUAUCUGCGGCUCAGAGUUCACCCGCCCUUCCUUCACGUUUUUUCCGUCCCUCUCGUUCUCCCACCGAGCUCAGCUCCCCCGUCAGGGAUCCCAGGCUAUUCCAUGCUGAGCUCCGAACACCGGAUACCCCCACCCUGCAUCGCCGUCAGCUUCCGCAGUACACCGGAGACUCCUGGUCCCCGAGCUUGGACAGGAGAGGAGACCUGAGCUGUUUUGAGAAAGGGGAUUGCACUGAGCUCGCUCGUAGGCUCUUUAUCAAUCAGAGAGUUGAGGAGGCGCCGGUCAGCUGGACUUCAAGGCAGCAGUGGGGGAAUCAUGUGGACAGCAGCCCAAGGCCAAGCCCUCAGCCUGGCUUUGGGUCCAACAAUGUCCAACCUCCUGAUCGUCAACCCAGCCAACAUCGCAGGCCGCUCAGCCCCACAGCCCAGCAGAAACGGGCCGAGCAGAGGAGGAGAGAGAUCCUGCUUCUGGGACCAGUGGUGCUGGACUCCCCAGAGGAGGAUGAGGGUUGUGAUGGAGAAGGAGAGGGCAAUGAUGUGGAGGGAUACGGGGCAGGUCAGCAGCCUCGCCUGCAGAGGGUUGAAGAGCCUCCAGAGGCAGAACAGAACGGGCCGAUGGGAGGGUCGUCCUCGCGGAGCUCCAGUGGGGUGACGGGCAGCCUGGGGGACAGGGACUGUGUGUCCCCGGAGUCCAGCCAGUCCAGUCACCAGAGCAAUGAGACUGGGGCUGCCACCUCAGGAAUACAGACGGACAGUGGCUGUGCGGUGCCGGUGCCCUCGCUCCACUGUCAGAGGAUCGCUCGUGCCAAGUGGGAGUUUUUGUUCGGGGCCCCUGCUGAGGAGGCUGCCAGCAGGGGGGAGAAAAAUUCUCUGGAAAACUCUACAGCUCCUCCCAGUGGUAACUCCAGCGAGUCUCCCACCCCGACUCCCCCUUCCUCCCUGCCUCUCCUCUCUGCCAAUCACGAGGUGCAGCAUGUGGAGGUAGAGCUGGUGACCCCUCCCCCGGCUGUGAUCGGGACGUCACCCAAAACCGGCAUCAUUCGCCGCACGCUCAAGUAUUCAGAAACCGACCUGGAUGCUGUCCCGCUUCGCUGCUACCGCGAGACAGACAUAGACGAGGUGCUGCUGGCUGAGCAGGACGACGCCGACUCUGCGUUUGGGAGUAACCGCAGUGUGCAGGGGACUUCAGGGACAGGCAGCAGCCCCCUGGGGGGUCUGGCUUAUGGGAGGACAGAUGGGGAGGAGGUAGAGGAGAGAACAGGAGGAAGGGAGGAGGAGGAGGAAGAGGAAGAUGAGGAGGAGGAGGAAGAGGAAGAGAUGGUGAGCUGGGCCAGUGUGAGGAUGCAGGGAGACAACAGGAAGCAACAGUAUGCAGCUCAGGAGGAGCCAGAGGUGUUUGGACACCUACUGAAAAGACCAAUGGAAACGUUUUUUGACAACCACCACCCAGCCCUGAAGUCCCCCAUCUUGGUCUCUGGUCCUCGCUGCGCUGCAGAGGACACCUUCAGCCGCCACUUUGAGAGCAUCAUGGAGUCUCACCGAGCCAAAGGGACGUCGUACAACAGCCUGGACAGCGAGGAGCUGCUGACCUCCAGCACUCAAACUGUGCUGACCUUCGACCUGCCCACGCUAACCCCUGCCAUCCACGGGCUGGUCUGCCAGAGCGCCAGGCAGAUCGUCCAGCUCAGCUUUGCCCCACUGGCACACGACGAGAGGCCCAGUCUGUCCGAUUCUAUCUUUACUGUGACCGGGGACUCGGACGCGACCAGAGCCCCCUCCAGCGAGAGGCUGAGCAGCGGUUCAGACGGCACGCCUUCCAGAGGACGAGAGUAUGCACAGCUGGGCAGCAGCUGGUGCAGCAACCCUUCUUUCUCUUUACCAAGCAGGGAGAAGGCCCGCCUGGCGACCGACUCGGAGCUGGACCAGGACCUCAGCGACAGGCUGGGCCUGGGCAGCAGUGACACCCUCACCAACGGCAGCCACCGCGCCGAUGUGGCGGCCGCCAAACGCCUCGCCAAACGUCUCUUCAACUUGGAUGGCUUCCGGAAGUCUGACGUAGCUCGCCACCUGAGCAAGAAUAAUGACUUCAGCCGAAUGGUUGCAGAGGAGUAUCUGAGUUUCUUCAACUUCACAGGCCUCGCUCUGGACCAGGCGCUGCGGACUUUCCUCAGGCAGUUUGCCCUGAUGGGGGAGACUCAGGAGAGGGAGAGGGUGCUGUCACACUUUUCUAGGCGUUAUUUGGACUGCAACCCAAAAGUCAUGCCAUCAGAGGAUGCAGUUCACACUCUCACCUGUGCUGUAAUGUUGCUGAACACUGAUCUACACGGUCAAAACAUUGGGAAGAGGAUGUCGUGCACACAGUUCAUUGGCAAUCUGGAAGGACUGAAUGACGGCCAAGAUUUUCCCAAGGAUCUGCUUAAAGCUCUCUACAACUCAAUCAAGAAUCAGAAGCUGCAGUGGACACUCGACGAGGAAGAGCUGCGGAAGUCGUUCUCGGAGCUCGGGGACAGCCUGUGCGACUCCAGCACCUCCAGGUCCAUGAAGAGGGUGGGCAGCAGCGGGAAGCCCCUGUCGGAGGAGGCGCAGCCCACGGGGACGCUGCUGUACAAGAACGGGUUCCUGGUUCGCAAAGUCCACGCCGACUCGGACGGCAAGAGAACACCAAGAGGGAAAAGAGGCUGGAAGACCUUCUAUGCCAUCCUGAAGGGGCUAAUUCUUUAUCUGCAAAAAGGGGAAUACAGGCCCGAUAAGCAGCUCUCUGAUGAGGACCUGAAGAACGCCGUGUCCAUCCACCACUCUCUGGCCAUGAAAGCUUCCGACUACAGCAAGAGGCCCAACGUGUUCUACCUGCGGACCGCGGACUGGAGGGUGUAUCUCUUCCAGGCACCGAACGCAGAGCAGAUGCAGUCCUGGAUCACGCGGAUCAACACGGUGGCCGCCAUGUUCUCGGCUCCUCCUUUCCCAGCAGCCAUUGGCUCUCAGAAGAAGUUCAGCCGGCCGCUGCUGCCGGGGACGAUGUCAAAGCUGUCUGAGGAGGAGCAGGUCAGAGCCCAUGAAGCUCGAUUCAGAGCCAUCUCCACUGAGCUGGCUGAGCUGCGCUCUUAUCCUCCUGACCGCAAGGUCAAAGGGCGAGAGCUGGAAGAGUACCGCCAGCGAGACGAGUAUCUGGAGUUUGAGAAAACACGGUAUGGGACUUACGUCAUGCUGCUGCGAGCUAAAAUCCGGAGCGGUGAGGAGGACCUGUCUGUGUUUGAGUCCCAGCUCCUGGAGGACAAUGGGCUGCAGAGGGCUCACUCCAGCCCCACGCUGCAGGACAGCAGCCAGGCCAGUCAGGCCAGCAGCACCAGGGACGGGGGCAACAGCAGCAAAGCCAGCGGCUGCAGCAGCAAAGUUCGACAGGAAGGCCAGAGACACAGCUACCGACAGGCCGUGAAGAAGUGAGACAGGGCGGGGGCGCCGGGAGCGGCACGGCGUUGCACUGCCAGCGGCAGGCUGUCUCCCUGCAUAGGUUUUUAUUUGAGAUCCAGGAGGGUUUGGAGCUCUGCUUGAAGGGGGAGCGGGAGUGAGGGUCUACCCCACGCCCUCCCCCAAACCAUGACGCCCUACCCGGCACCCCAAUCUUCUCAUCUAACAGAGGAGGUGCAGAUCCUGUGACUGGCGGAGAGGCUGGGGAACACCAGCGAGGAUGUUGGAGCGGGAGGUGGGAGGAACAGCUGGGAGGUCACAGAUCUGCAGAGACGAGGUGUCUUUGAGGAGGGAGGCUGGUGCAGCAGCAGACUGUUCUGUGCACUGAGAUAAAGAGGGUGCUUACAGAUUGAACAGGGCACCACACAGGGACCUACAUCCAGCAUCCUUUCCUUUUCUCUCCAGCCACGCUCUCCCACCUUUUUUCUUGACCUUUCACUCAGUUUUUGGGACCAAACACGUUUACACAUUUUAAAACAUCACAUUUUAGACGACUGAUGAUUUGAUUUCAGUUGAACUGUUGCCGCCGCUCUGAUUCGAGUCCUGUAAAACUGGACUUGUCAAACGUCACCGGGUCUUACGGAGCCAUUACAUUCCAGCUCCUUUUUUGCCACAUCACCACGGUGUGUUCACAUUCCAUACGGGAGCUGGACAUUACAGCUUUUAGCUCCUGUGCGUAUGUCACUGAAGGCGGUAUCAAGCUGAGUCCAUGGACAGUGCACAACACAUCAUGAAGACGUGUUGAGGGUGCGGCUGCAGUGUACGACAUGAUGAGAUGGUGCAGCUCAGUGCAGCUCGUCUCUCCUCUUCUCUCUAAUCACUGAUGGCCGGUUAGAGGCGACAGCAUCAGUAGAAGCUCACAGUGCUCCUGAUAUGCAGCAGCGUAACUGCGUCUCAUCAAAAGAGGUCUUUUUUUUUUUCUCUACUCGAGCAGACGAUUUCUUUCCCAGUUGCUUUUUGCUUCUGUCCCGUGAUGUGCUUCUGUUCUCUUUCUACUUCUUGGCCGAAUGUUGUUUUCUCCAGUGAGCCGCAUGCCUGCAUCCAGCACAGCUUCUUUUAGGCCUUUUACUACUUUGAGGGCAAAACUGAGAGCAGCAGAGUUGUUCUUUAGGGUCAUUUAGUCCUUCUCUUCAUGCCGGUGCCAUACUCCAACCUGUGUAAUCUUUGUCUGUACUUAUAGCCUCUCAUUUAUAAACCCUAUUUUAACACUCACCAGGCAGACCCUGAAUGUUCUUGUUUUUCAGUAUUUUUACAGUAUUUUACAGUCGUUUGUUGAUGUUGAACCUACUCCUCCUGUGUAUGUCAAUUGUAUGAUGAAAUAUGAUAUUGAAAAUGUAAAAGGAAAUAUGUUAUCCAUGCUCUUUGUAAACAUCCAGGAUAUGUUGUAUAUAACGCACCAUCUGCUGUAGGCUUAUAUUGUAGGAUAUAUGACAGUAUAUUUACAAUAUAUUCAACGCACUAUUGCGAAGAUGCAUUAGGUACACGCAAAGUCUUGUAAGUCCGAGUGUUACACAAUAAUCAUGUUGUUUUGUUUUCUUUUCUGACAUGGUGUUAAUAAUUCAGCACAAUAUGAGUAUUAUAGUAAAGCCUAUGUACCGAUCAAAGAUUAGUAAGUGAUCAGAGGGUGUUUGUGGUGAGAUUACGCCACAUGGUGGAGAUAAAAAGGGUUUCGGCUGCUGUGGGAGGUAUUCCAAAGACAGCGCUCGCUCUGACGGAUAGCAUGAUUUUAAUGGGAUCAGAGUUGAUACCGUUGUUGGAGAUGCAUGAAAAAGGUGUGGUAUAUUUAAAAAAAAAAAAAAAAAAAGGAAGACUGUGAUAAUGAAACUCCUCAUUUAGGAGGCAGUGGGUGGACUGGUCUAAAUACCAAACCACAUAAUGUUUGGAACAUAUGAUUUUGGUAGCCAUAUACACCUCAUUGCAUUAUAUUGAUGUAUAGCCAUUUUCUACUCAGGCUUUAAAAUGACACCUUGAGCAGCUGCAGUGCCAGUGUCCGACCAGCAGGGAGAGCUGUCAACAUUCAGCCAUAAUCGCACCUGCUGCACCUGCAGUGAAUAUGCAUGGCAUCACCCACUCACCUGAGGAUGGGGAUGGGAUUUGCAGGGCUAAAUGAGACAGGACCUGACUGUAUAACUAUGGAUGUCAAGUCUGUGUGUUUGUGUGUGUGUGUCUGUCUUGCCGCGAGGUGUGUGAGUGUUAGUGUGUGCAUGCUGUGCUGGGCGUUCAGAGUGAAGUGACUGAAUAUUCAGGCUUAAUCAGACAAUAGAGUUUUGACUCUUAAUCAUGUUCCUGUCUGGAGUUUAGGGCUGAGACUAUUGUCGAUUAAUCAAUCAGCUGAUCGACAGAAAAUGAAUCUGCAAGUAUUUUGUUCAUCAAUUUACUGUUGAUUUGCCAAAUAGUUCCCAGCGUCUUUACACAUGAGGAUUUUCUUCUUUCAUUGUCUUAUGUGAUUAAAAAACUGAGUAUAUUUGAAUUUUAGUUUGUCAGACAAGAGAGCGGCCGAGCUGCUUCUAAUGAUUAUUUUCCUUAUUGAUUAGUCACUUGAUUAAUCAUUUGGUCCAUAAAAUAUCAGGAAAUAAUGAAAUAAUCAAAUAUCUUGUUUUUCUCCAAACAACAGUUCAGAACCUCAGAAUAUUCAGUUUAUAAUUGUAGAAGACUUUAAUUUUAGUUUUGAUGUUUUUUCUUAUAAAUUACCAAAAUAGUUGCUGCUGAUUUUUUUAAAUCAUUUAAUUAACUAAUCACUGCAGCUCUGAAAAGAAGAAGCUCAAAGACACUUGUGAUUCCUGUUUUUCUCUAAAAUGAAUCCAUCAGGAGAAAUAUCAUUAGUUGAUAUCACGUCUCUCGUCUGCAACUUUCCUUCACUUCUGUCGUGUCACUUUUCACUCUGGUGGUUUUUAAAAAGUUUAUGUGUAUAUUGUUGCCAUAACUGACAUCCUGUACCUUUAACCAGUUACGUAACGUGACGUAACAGAUGUGUAUUUAUUUAUAGUCUUUGAAUCUGCUGUUUAUAAUGUGGCCAAACUGUCAAAGAGCAGCCAGACUCAUGUCGAGUGUCGUUCAUGGUCUGCUGAGGGGAAGGACGAUGGCUUUUGGUUCAAAAAGUCCCAAUUUGAUUCAUUCUUGAAGAUUCAGUCAAAAUUCUUUUUAUUUCACUUCUAAGCAGCUGUCACCUACAUCACUUUUUGAUCAAAAUAACCGUUUUGUAAAGAUUAGAAUCAUUUGAUUGUGAUUUUAUCCCUGGCUGUACCGUUUAUAACAAGCAACCACAGUCUACAUACAUCAUUUAGCACAAUCCAUCAGUAGGUGUUGUGGGGUUUUAUAUCACAUCACACAAACUUCCUCAGCACAUGGAGUUUUGCCCAGUUGCCAUAAAAAUAUAGUUAUUUAAAUUUUUGUCUCCUGAGCACUUUUUGUGUAGGGUUGUUUUUGUCACCGGCUGUUUCCGAGGUCGAGAAUGAAAUUUCAAUCUCAAAUGUACAUAAAACAAUCAAUCCAUCAAUCAUUCACCUACAGUCGCUCUGACAACUGAUUCAUCUUCAGUCAGUUUUCAAGCAAAAUCUUUUUUAUUAUUAUUAUUAUCAUUACUUUGGUUCGGUAUCUCUUCUACUCAUUCUGACUUUUUGGCUGUAAAAUGUAAGUUUCCCUUCAUAGAAGACCAGGGUUAUGGCUGUAAUCUAGAGGGUUGAAGAACAGUAAAAACUUUAUUUUGGGUACUGGGUGUUUUCGGGCUUGUGCACAACAGUGGGGGUGUCUGUUAAUGGUUUAAUAGGAAAAUGUUUUUCUUUUUUUUACACGAGUUACUGGAGACUGUGCUGAAAUAAGAUCCAAAAAGUAACAACAAAUCAACAACAGCGAGUGCAAUAACUUCAGCCUUCUGCGUGUUGUGUGUAUUCUGGGCACAGGCUCUAUACAGGCCAAACAUGUACGGACACACGUGGUAUAAAAGGAAGGCAAUUCCUCAGAUCCUCCACCUUGGCAAAGUCUCCAAGGUCCCCUCCCCUCUCCUCCCCUCCCUCCCCACCUCCUCUCUCCAUGUGUUGUCACCACUCACUGACAUCGAAGAGCAGCUGCAGGAUCUCCUUGGCACUGGUUAGCAUGGAAAUGGCUGGUUCCCCUGGUGACGGCUCUGUGAUGCUCAAGUGAAAGUCACCCCGUUGUGCUGCAUCCACAGCAGCAGAACACCUCUGUUAAAGCAGCAGUGCAUGCCUGCAGCAGUCUGGGCGAACUGUCCUCUAACUGUUUCCAUCACAGCCUCGUUUCUGAAUGUGACAUGUAAAUAAAGCAUGAGAUAUUAUGGCCUGCUUUCAUUUAUAUUAUGGUUAGAGCAUUAAAUGAAGGGUUAAUAUAUAAGGUAGGUCACAUUUUUUUUCCUGUCCUUGAGCUCAUGGUCUUUUUUUUUUCUUUUUUAUUAUCAAUGUGAAUGAAGGAAAUGGAUAUAUUUAAUGCUGUUGUAUGCUGUUGUGUUUUAGAGAAUCGAGCCAGCUCAUACAAAUCUUUUUACAUGUAAAGGUCUGAUGUGGUCCAUGUCAGUGUUUUUAAGACUGGUGCAGGUAAGGCAAUGUUCAUUUUAUGCUAUACAUACAGUGAACUACAUGUGUCACUGCCUUGUUAAAACUCACCAAGGAAAUGUUGUU